AUGUGUCAACUUUCUAAAUUAUCUACUACAGAGUGGUCGCGUGGCGCGGCCCGGCGCGUGUCGCGCGACACGACUGUCUCGCGCUCUACUGAUGUCUUCCUGCUCUGUACAUAUAUCCCUACAGUAUUAGCUAAUUCCCCGACUGUACCUCCCCGCCCGUCCCGCGCGACCGCGCCGGCGCCCCGUCCCGCGCGUCCCGGCGCGAGUGAAGGCCGCGGCCGCGCCAAAUGUAUAAAUAGA
Messenger RNA from Brenthis ino (lesser marbled fritillary), 240 nucleotides. The record is from the annotation of a GenBank genome assembly. Lineage: Eukaryota; Metazoa; Arthropoda; Insecta; Lepidoptera; Nymphalidae.